This is a messenger RNA of Molossus molossus (Pallas's mastiff bat), 8596 nucleotides long. RefSeq names its product rubicon like autophagy enhancer (gene RUBCNL). NCBI's taxonomy places the organism in Eukaryota, Metazoa, Chordata, Mammalia, Chiroptera, Molossidae. The record is from RefSeq and is a predicted model, not a curated record. Gene Ontology annotation, cellular component: intracellular membrane-bounded organelle; autophagosome membrane. Gene Ontology annotation, molecular function: phosphatidylinositol phosphate binding. The transcript has 14 exons. Gene Ontology annotation, biological process: autophagosome-endosome fusion; autophagosome-lysosome fusion; autophagosome maturation. The coding region runs from base 1888 to 3864 and encodes 658 amino acids.
CGCGCACCUGGAGCAGCUUUCCACCUCCCGGUGAGUCGCGCGGGGCUGGUUCCAAGCGACGAGCCAGAGGUAUGGGGUAGGUGUGGGAGGUGGCUGGACAGGUGUGGGUGGGGGGGAGAGGCGCCACAGACUGGAGGUAGCCCAGGGUGAGUCAGGACAGUUCUGAGGGCCUUUGGAGAGGGUAGGAAGAGGCUCCUCUGCAGGGGUGGCGUGUUUUUAUGGCGUUCACUUGCGAGGGAGGGCGACUCUGCUGGGCUUGGGUCCGGAAGGGCCAGAGCAGCACCUCAAGGCACUUUUGCGCAGGAUGACUGUCAGCACAAAGCUUGCGCCCUGCGUGGUUCCAGGCGCCGUGUUUCGGACUCGCUGGCUUUUCUCGGUUCCUCCAAAGUCCGCACUCAGACUGAACGCCCGCGGCGGACCCCCUCCCGAAUUUAACCAAGCUCGGCUGCAGCCCGAAACCGCCCCGCCGCUCCGAGCGCACCUGCUGAGAUUGCUGGGGAGAGGUGGAACUGCGGCGCUUUAUCCUUACCUGCCCACCUGGCCGCGACCUGGCGGCGGGGUGGGGUUUACUGCAGACCCCCCGCGAAAUUGAUGGUCAGUUUAAAGAGUGUGGAGAACUUUCAGAGGCGCAGUUACUUAGCCCUAAUAGGAAUUAAGACUCAAAGGAAAGGGUAUAUUCAGGAGCUGCCCUUACUGUGCUAUUACAGUGGAAUUUGGAAGGAUCUUCUAGUUGAAGGUAUGGUGGGACAGUGCGAAGAACCGAGGGAGUAGGGAAACUUGAGUCUGACUCUUUCCUAAGGCCGAAUAGCAGUGAACUUCAGUUUGCUCUAUCUAGAACUUCAGUUGCUGUUUUGAGAAGCGGGAGGAGGAUGACUUGCUUACCUCAGUGGGUGGUUUGGAACAUAGCUGGAGGAAGGGUAGUGUUUUGAAAAGUAUAAAGUGUGAUCUCUGCAAAUAAGGUAUCACCGCAUUGCUGUCCACACCUUCUUUCUGGCCACCAGCAGAACCUUGUUAGGGACACAGAGUUAACGCAGCAGCUUCCCGGCAGUGCUGGAGUUUCCCAGGUUACCUGUCCAGAGUGGCUGGAAGUGCCUGUUUCUCAGUCUCUGAAGUUCCUCUUCACUGCGCUACCAUGUGAGACGGCCCAUCACUGCGUGUCAUCGGGGACACGAACUUUGCCUUUUUUCAUCAGCUUCUUUAGGGCCUGUACAAAGUGGGGGAGCUGCUAGGAACCGAGAUGAAAACUGAGUUGUGGCCUCUGGGGAGUUAGACUUGAUUAGACAUGUUGUUCAUGAGAUCUGUUUAACUCCAAAAACAUCGUUUGCUUUCUGAAGUUGGAGUUCUUGAUUUAUGACAUGGAAGAUUCUGUCAGAGCCAAGGAUAAAUAUCCAAAAAUAACAUUUUCGUUUGAAUGGUCUUAGAGGUAGAUAAGAGCCUCAGAAAGAGUACAUCUAUCUCCCCCACCUGAAUGAAUACAAGUAGUAAUAACAUUGACAAAUUUGAAGAGUUUCCCUCAUCGCUAAAUUUAGAUUCAUACAGAAAGGAGAGAGUCACCUGGUUGGAUGUGUUACUGGUAAAAUUAAGCAAUUAUUUUUAGAUAAGCAUGUGCAGUCUACCAGAGAUUAUAAACAUGAGUGAUGCUAGCACCAGUGUGUCAUAUUGUAUUUUACCAUUAUUCCAAGUAAGACUUCUGAUUUUUUUCCAUUUUAAUUAACAAACAGGAAUUGAAGGAUAACUCAGUGAAGAGGUUGAAAAAUAAAACUACAUCUCCUUAAUUGUGCUGACUUAAACUGAACUAUAAGCUUCCCAGCCUUCCUGCUGACCACAGAGUUCAAGACCCUGAUCUAGUAGGACAACGGAAUUCACAUCAGCCCUAAGCCUGGAAAGAUGGUGUCACAGUCUUCAGGCCAGCAGGAUUCUCCUGUGGACUCCUGGGAAGGGUUCAGUGAUGACUCUGGUGACAUUAAUGGUUCACCUGGCUUCCUGGACACUGACUACCCCCCUUGCCCAUCAGACAUCAGGUUCAUGAGACACAAAGCUGGCUGGAUCAACCCCCAGGGAGUGCAGCAGCAGCUGCAGGAUUUACCCUUUCAGGGGCCAACAGUGGGCAACAGUGGCAGCAACUUUGUGGGGGAUGCCGGUUCCUCCUUGGGCACUUUACCUUCGUCUCUUGAGAACUCCAUUGUGGAGACAUCAUUGUGGAAGAACACGGUGGGCUCCACGGGAAGCUCUGGUGAAAACAACAGUGACUUUUCUUUUAACUUGACACAAGGGCAGGCCAUGCUCCCAGGAUGUUCUCCAGAGACGUUUCUGUCUACAAGCUCCAAGGUUUUGGCUGCCUCCCUAUCUUCUGAGGCCAACAGUGCUUGUUUCAAGCAUUCCCACCUGACAACUUCCAAUGGUGAAGGUGCUGUUCAAGUCAAUGGAAGAAGCAUUUCCUUCAAUUCCUUCUCACCAGAAACAUUUGUGCUUCCUGUUGAUGUAGAAAAGGAAAAUGCCCACUUUUAUACUGCAGAUAUGAUUAUAUCAGCAAUGGAGAAAAUGAAAUGUAACAUCCUGAGUCAACAGCACACAGAAAACUGGAGUGUAGAAGAAGAAGAAGCCAGUGGAUCACUUGGGAAUGAUCCAGGUGACUCUGAAGUGACCCUUUAUACCAACAAAAAGCAAGAAUCGGGGUCUCUCACUUUUUCAGACAGUGACUAUGAAGGUUGUGCUGUGUUACAGGUCAGGCCAGUGGUUAAAACACCUACUUACUCUGAUGUGGCGGACGAGGCCUGCAAGUGCGACUUGGAUGAGUUUGUUAUUGUAGAACUUGGAGAGUUAAGCAAUACCACAGAAACCUGUGGAUGUCCCUCUAAGAGUGUUGUUUAUGAGCCAAAGUUCAAUUCUGCUGAGCUACUAGCCAAAGAAUUGUACCAAGUAUUCCGAAAGUGCUGGAUGUUGUCAGAAUCUAAUUAUCAGCAGGCAGUUUCUCUGAAUGCAGCUGGCUCUAUAGUUAUAAAUGAAGACCGUGUCCAAAAAGACUUUGAAUCCAGUGUGGAUUUAGGACAGGAAAUUAAAUUUAAGUCAAGGAUCAGAGGGACAGAAGACUGGGCACCCCCUAGAUUUCAAGUCAUACUUAAUGUUCAUCCACCACUUAAGAGGGAUCUUGUGGUAGCAGCCCAGAAUUUUUUCUGUGCUGGCUGUGGAACUCCAAUAGAACCUAAGUUCGUGAAGCGGCUCCGGUACUGUGACUACUUGGGCAAAUAUUUCUGCGACUGCUGCCACUCCUAUGCGGAGUCCUGCAUCCCAGCGCGGAUCCUGACGAGGUGGGACUUCAGGAAGUACUGCGUCAGCAAUUUUUCCAAAUGGCUGCUGGACAGUAUAUGGCACCAGCCCAUUUUCAAUUUGCUGAACAUCAGCCACAGCCGGUGUGCAAAGGCCAAGGAGCUGGACAAAGUGAGGGAAAUCCAGGAGCAGCUAUUUCAUAUCAAGAAACUAUUGAAUACCUGCAGAUUUGCUGAAAGUGUAUUAAAAAAGUUUGAGCAGGUGCCCAGACACUUGACCGAUGAGUUCUACCUGUUCUCCCUGGAGGACCUGGUCAGGAUCAAGAAAGGGCUGCUGGCACCGUCACUCAAGGACAUUCUGAAAGCUUCCCUCGCCCAUGUGGCUGGCUGUGAGCUGUGUCAAGGAAAGGGCUUCAUUUGCGAAUUUUGCCGGAGUACAACGGUCAUCUUCCCAUUUCAGACCUCAACGUGUAGAAGAUGUUCAGAGUGCAGAGCUUGCUUUCACAAGCAGUGUUUCCGGUCGUCUGAGUGCCCCCGGUGUGCAAGGAUUACAGCUAGGAGAAGACUUUUGGAAAGUUUGUCCUCUGCAGCGACAUGAUGCCCCGAGUGCUGUGAAAAAGACUUCCCCACACCUUUUGACAACACCAAUUUGUAUCUGUUAUUGAUAACAUUGGUUUAGAUAUUGAGUAUUGUAUAGUAAAAAGAAAAAUGGCCAAUGCUCUCUUUAUUAUAUCUUUAGUAUUUUUAAAAGAAUGCAGAUUCUUUGUCAUUAAGUGAAGCGUUGUUACUGGUAGUUUUGUUUACAAAUGUUGAGUGUUUUUGCUGCUACUGUUUAUUUUAAGAGAUUUUUAAAUACUAAAAUUGUAUUGAAUGUUGGAGCUUAUUUUUUAUGAAUUUUAACUGGCAAGAGGAAUUAUUCAGUUCCUCUUUAUGUAAAGUUGUUUGUGAAACUGGUACUUCCACUGAACAAAAAUACAACCAAAAUUCUCUUUGCUUAGGCUUUAUUUUCAGCUUAAAUUCUACUUCUUAUUGUAUCAGUCUUAUAGACUACUUAUUUUAGGGCUUGUAUGGAGAGUACACAUUAUUUCUGCAGUUAAAUCUAUUUCAAGAUGAGUGAGUUGCUUAACUGCCUGUGGAGGUGCCAUUUGAAUCAGUUGCCUCUAGAUGGCGCUCCUUCAGAUGACUCAAAUCAAAGCUGUUUUUGGCAUCUCUGUUCAACACACGAAGUCAAGCGAUGCAUGGGUGAAUAGAGCCUUAUCCUUGCCCUUUAGGAUAUUGUCUCAUAGAUAUAAAAUUGAGCAUAAGAUAUUUGAAAACUUAACUAAGGUGUGGGAAAAUAUUGUUAAUAACAAUGUGAUAAAGUGGUACAGGUUGUCCCCUAAUCCCAUCCAGUCCUGUGUGUGUGUGUGUGUGUGUGCGUGUGCGUGUGCAUGUGUGUGUUUUAUUCAGUUGGAUAAUAAUGAGCACGUGAAAGAAAUUAGUGUCUCCUAUCAACCUGGUGUCUUUGCAUCCUGUCAUUUGUUUCCCCAUCCUGAUGUUUCUGCCAGGUCUCUGCUUCCACUUAUUAUUUAAGCCAUAUCUCUUUUAAAUAGAAAUAGUGUCACAUGGGAUAAGAGAAAUAAGAUAAAAAUUUAAAAAAUGUUUUAUUCUUACCCAUAGCUUGUAUUUCAUGUUAGGAAUCAAGGAUCAGAGUGGUACAUUGAUAUUUCUUAUCAGAGCUCUAUGAGGUUAAUAUCAGUAUCUCCACUUUACAGGUAAGGAAACAGAGGCUUCAAAAAGAGAAAUAACACACCUAGGUUCCCACAAGUAGAGGUGGGACUGGCAUUUGAGUUGGCCUGCCUCCAAAGCUCGUGUUCCUACUCCCUACUUCUGUGGUAUCCUUUUGAGAUAAUAUGAGCAAAGACAACUUUAACUUGUAAGCACUGCUCCCCCCUCAGUCAGUGGCUGAGUGCUCUCUCACAUUGCCUUGCACUGACCUGAGGAAGGUGCUGUGGCUUAUGCAUUGCUUGAAAAUCUCUGUGUCCGGGUGUCAUGUCUAUAAGGCACUGACGAGUGGUACAUCUUUGAUGUUGAGGAAGUGUGCUCAGCACCUGCUAGGAAGUUAUGCUUUUCAUUUCUUUAUUUUGAGCAAGAAUGAAGCAAUUUAUAUAACCACUCUACAGAUUUGGCUGAGAGGUGGUUCCUCCCCAAUGUGGUCGUAGAGGCUCCUUCCCAGUGAGGUGCCUGUUAGAGAAGUGGCUUCAGCUCUCUUGCUGCGCCCUGUAGGGAAGUAAUUAGUUGUGACAAGUGUUGCUCUUUAAUGACAUUUACUCCUCACGUGGGUUUUCCAUGCAGCUCUUCCUUGGCUGCCAGCAAGAAGGUGAAGACUUGGUCUUUCUUAUCAGACUCUCACCCACCAUGAGGCAUCGAGUUAUGGUGCUGUGAUCCCACUGGUUAAUUUUCUGCCUUUACAGGUUCACUUGGGGAAUUCUAGUAACAUUUUCUUUAUAGUCAUGACUCUCAGCUGCAGGUAGGGAGUUAAACCAGGGAGAGUAUAUAGGGAGUGAGGGGACGAGGCACCCCAAAGAUGUUCUGGUGUGUUCAGUUGGGUGAGAAUUGAGUCUCAGAUCUUGUGUGACUUUAACUGAGUCUCAGAUCUGCUACUUUCUAUCUGUACGACUCUGGGCCAGCUACUUAAAUUAUCUGAGUCUCUGCUUGUAAAAUGGGGAUAAUAACUAUAUGCAGUUAAUAUGAAGAUUGGAAAUAAAAAGGAAGCACCCAAUAGAGGGCCUGGUACAAUCAGCUAUCCAGUAAAUGGUAAUAAUUGUGUCUAGACAAAUUAAAAACUGAGUUACGCCACCUAUUCUCUCUCUUUGUAUAAGUUACUCUCUGCAUCUCAAUUUACCAUGAGGAUUAGAACAAUACUUGUAUUAUGGGUAAAUUGUGUAUCCCAAAAAGAAAUGUUAAAGUUAUACCUUCAAGUACCUUAUUUGUGUGACCUUAUUUUGAAAUAGAGUGUUUGAAGAUGAAUUAAGAUGAGGUUAUACUGGAUUAGGGUGGACCCUGAUCCAAUAAACUGGUGUUCUCAUAACUAGAGGGAAAUUUGGACAGAGAUAUCUCUGUCCAAAUAGUCAGAAAUCACAGGGAGAAUACAACGUAAAGGAGACGGAGGUGGGGGUGGUGUGUCUAUAAGCCAGGGAACAUCAAGGAUUACUCCAACCAGCAGAAGUGAGGAGAAAGGCAUGGAGCAGAUUCUCCCUCAGACACCUUGGAUUUGGACUUCUAGCAUCCACAACUGUGAGAGAAUAAACUCUUGUUGUUUUAAGCCAUUCAGUUUGUGAUAGUUUGUUACGGAAGCCCUAAGAAACAAAUAUACCUACCAUUUGGGGUUAUUAGGUUAAAUGAUGAUUAAGUAGCAUGUGUAAAAGAACUGGCCCAGCUCCUGGCAUGUGAGAGGUGUUACAAGUAGCAGACCUCUUACCUUCAGGUGUCAAGACACAGGAGAGAUAACAACACAAAACUUUGUCAAGACUUUGAAAGAUAACAACAUAAAAGACUAUACUAUCUAUAGAGGGUGAGGCAAAAGUAGGUUUACAGUUUGUAUGAAAAAUAAUACAAUAAUUAAUAAUAACACAAAAUAAGUUCUGUGUUUCACAUACAAUGGAAACCUACUUUUGCUCCAUCCUGUAGAUUUAUGUGUCUGUAUAGACAGAGAUCCCCCAAACAGAGCAUCAGCAACUGAAUACUACUGCCUCUUCUACCUCAGCCUUUCGAUAUCGGAGAGAGCUGCUUACCCUCCGGUUUUAGGAGACGACCAGGAAUUUGGAAGGUAGUGGUUUGAAUCAUGGUGGAUGGUCUAGGGGGCUGCUGGCUGUUACCUCACAUUAAAAAGCAGAUGAAACCAUCUUGAUUUUCAUAUGUAAUAGAAACUGAGAUAUAUUUUCAAACAAAUCUCAAGGAAGACCUUGAUUGUGAGCAUUAGGAAGGGCCCUCUGCUCCCUCGCUUGCACGGGGUGGAGCGGGGAUUGGUGCUGGGCGGUGAGAGCACCUGUGCCUGCCCCACGCUGUCCUCACUGCUGAACUCACUAGGGCUUCUGCACACAAUGGAGGACAGGUUUUAGUGGCCCCUCCCCAUCCAAGCUUCAUGUGAGGAACUUCAAGGGUAAGAGAGGCUGUUAAAUAGAGAGUGUCAUGAUGUCCUGUGGGGUAACUGCCUGUGAAUGACUGGAAAGGUCACUUUUGCAGCCCUUAGCUGUGGGUAUUUGUAUUGUACAAUCCUAGGAGAUAGGGAGCCAGUCGAGAACAAAACCACAUUUUUAAAUCAAGUUCGAGUCAUCACUGGGACAUCCAUCAGGCAGAGAGAAGAUCCAUGUUGCUAUGAAGAAAGAUCCAUGCAGAGGCCACGAAGGAAGUAACCAAAAUAUCUGUCAAGUAUUUGACAGGCUUCAGCUGGGGGCCGAAGAGAAACAUGGCGGUGCCGCCGUCCAGCGCCGGGCGCAGGGAACACAGCAUGGACUCUGCAGUCAAGGUGCUCACAGACACCUCCAGGGAGCUGGCAGGGGCGGGACGACAGGUGAGGCAAAUACAAGUCAGACUGUGUGCAUUCUAAGAUGAAGCGGAGUCUAAACACCUUAGGAGUGACAGGUCCCCCUUGGGACCCUCUAAGAGGAGUUGUGGAAACUGCCGCUCGAAGGGCCAACUGGACUCCACUGAAGAGAAGAGGAGGAACAGCAGAAACGGCCUCCCUGGGGAAGGGUGAGUGGACCAGCGUAGAGCCGAGGGGUUUGGCUGGGAAUGAAGCUGGAAAGGUCAGCAGAGCCCAGAGCAUGGAGCCUAGUGAGCAUGAGGGGGCUUCGACUCUGCGGGAGGCAGGGAGGCUUUGAAGAAUUUUGACAGAGAGCUGGGCGCAACUCAACCUACACUCAAGGAAGAAAAUGCUGCAUUCAUCUGCAGGAUGAAUCAGAGUGGGAGUGAAGGCUGGUGACUGAGGGCUGCCACAAGGAAACAGAAAAGAAGGAUGCUUGAAAAAGUGGGAGCAGGGCUCAGGAGAGACUGGGGUGAAAUGAUUGAGGCACUCAUCUCAGGCAUGCAAUUGAAGGGAACCUCCAAAACUCAGUACUCAAGAAAAAUGAUGUCUUCAUACAAUUUAAAAAAUUUAAUGUCAAAAAGAAAUCUGUUAUAAAACUCUCAAAGUUGCAAAUAAAGAGAAGGUUCUAUUGUCCACUGGCCCAACUUGGCCUCAUUGAUUUCACCCAAGUCCCAGCCUGUGGGACGGACGCUGAGGACACACACCAGGAAAGUGGGCCUGGGGUGGGGAGGCUUGCAGGUGGAGCCAUCUGGGAAGAAGGCGG